Molecule: messenger RNA, 5234 nt
Organism: Hippocampus zosterae (dwarf seahorse)
Lineage: Eukaryota; Metazoa; Chordata; Actinopteri; Syngnathiformes; Syngnathidae
Exons: 17
Coding region: 45-4211 (1388 amino acids)
Source: RefSeq, a predicted model, not a curated record
UCACCCCGGGCCCCCACCCCCUCUCUUCGGUGUGCUACAAAAACAUGCAGUCAGGUCAUGGCCGAAGACACGCUCCCGUCGGGACACUUCCAGUUGCAACCAUGUUCUGUGUGGUUGUGCUCGCGCUGCUGGCCACUGUUUCCAGUGUCAAGUGCGAACAGUUGACCCAGUUGCCGUCUUUGACUUUGCAGUCCGGUGGGGACUUGACCAUCACCUGUCAGGUGUCUUAUGAUUUGGAUGACUACUACACUGCGUGGGUCAGGCAGGCGGCUGGGAAAGGACUGGAAUGGAUCGGGAGGAGAGCACAGCAUGGGAUCUAUCACCUCAAGAAUUCCCUGAGUAGCAAAUUCAGUAUUGAACUCAACCCCUUCAACCGAACAGUAACCCUGAAUGGACAGAAUAUGCAGCCUGAAGACACGGCUGUGUAUUACUGCGCCAGAGAAUUCACUCAAUGUGACCGUGCCUUUGACUACUGGGGCAAAGGAACCCAAGUCACAGUUACGGGAGGUACACCAAUCAAACCGACCCUUUUUCCCCUGAUGCAAUGUGGCUCCGGAGCGACGCUCAGUCUCGGCUGUCUCGCCACCGGCUUCACGCCUUCUCCCCUGACCUUCACCUGGAGCAAAGACGGAAACGCCUUGACUGACUUUAUUCAGUAUCCUUCAGUUGAAAACAACAACCUCUACACGGGAGUCAGUCAAAUCCAAGUGAGGAAAGUCGACUGGGAUAACAAGGCCGAAUACCGAUGUGUUGCCGAGAAUUCCAACGCAAAUGUUGAACUGACGAUCACCAAAACGGAAGAGGCCUUCUCAUUGCCAACAGUCAAAGUGUUGGCCGCUCCCGAUGGGCAAGAUGAGGCGUCCUUUGCCUGCUUUGCCAAAGAUUUUUCCCCCAAUGUUUAUGGCUUCAAAUGGCUGCUAAACGGGUACGACGUCUCCAACAAAAUGGACGAGAUCAAGACUCAUUCUGAGGCCCGAAGUGGCCCAGAUGGAACGACGCUUUACAGCGCCGCCAGCUUCCUCACGCUCGAGCCCAACCAGUUGUCACCUGACGCCAACAUCACGUGCGAGUUUAAAGGGAGAGACGCUCACGGAGACAUUUUUGUGUCGGCAUAUUUUGCCCAGAAUUGUAACCCGAAUUCAUCUGUUACGACAGAUGUGACAUUCCCUGACGUGGAUGUAAACGUCAAGAUCGUGGGCCCCACUCCGGACGAGAUGUUUUUGCAGAGACAAGGAACGGUCAUAUGUGAAGUCAAAAUCAACAAGCCGUCCGUGAAGAGUAUUUCAUGGGAGAACCAGGACGGCAAGAAAAUGGCGGAUACCUUGAUAUCCCUCCAAUCCGGCCAAACGGGCGUAUUUCGCUCUUUGCUUGAACUGACGUACGACGAAUGGAUAAAUACUGAAAGGCGCAACUGCGUUGUGCUGCGUACAGAUACGGGGAGCGCGAUGAAGGUAUCCUACCAAAGAUAUGCGGGUCAACCACCCCGGCGUCCUACACUUUUUAUGAUGGCUCCACUGGAAGAUAUUCAAACAAAAACGGUUACCCUGACUUGCUUUGCAAAAGACUUCUUCCCUCGCGACGUUCUGUUGAGGUGGCUUGUUAACGACGAGCCCGUUGGCCCCACCUACAUUCACAGGACCACCAACCCCUUAGAAAACCAAGGCUCCUAUUCGGUCUAUGGCCAGUUAACGAUCAGCCUUGAGGAGUGGGAAAAACUAAACCUGGUCUACAGCUGUAUGCUUUACCACAAAUCUCUGAGCAGCACCUCCAAUGUCAUUGUCAGGGCCAUUACGCACACGUCCGGCGGAAGCAAUGCGGCCAACUUCAGGAUCACGGACCCUGAAUUGUGCAAGACUCACUGGAACUGGAAUCUUAGUCAAGUUUCAGCAGUGAGUACUGUGCUGCCAGACAUUGCUCCAGACUUGACAUUGUAUCCGCUUUUGGAGGAUGAAUUCGGAGCCCCUACCAUCAAACUUUUGUGCAUCAUAAACGGCUUCUUUCCGGACACACUGAGCAUCGAGUGGCUACGGGACAACCGAAAAGUAGCUGCCGCACGGACCACCACCAGGAAAUAUCAGCGUGUGGCGGAAGAAGCCCAAACCUUCACUCUGCUCAGCGAAUUUGAGCCGACCGCGGGAGAAUGGAAGAGUGGCUCGGAUUUUACAUGCAAGUCGAUUCAAAACGAAAAAGAAAUGAUAAAGUCCAUCAGUAUUUGUGAAACUCCGGCAAACGACCCCCCUUCCGUCCAUGUGGAGCUUCCCGGCUUCAAGGCGGUCAUGACGGAAACGUCUGACGUGACAGCGGUCUGCACGGUGCGCACCGCGCUAGAUGUCGUCGUCACGAUGCUGGCGGAGGGCAAAACAGCCACUUAUAACCAAACCGGCCAGUACAACAACGCAUCCCACGUCGUCAGUAAUCUGACCGUAUCGGCAGACGAGUGGAAACAAAUGAAGAGUGUGAAAUGUAAAGCGGAGCACCGCUGCUUCUCGGACGUCGAGGAGAUCAUCGCUGUGUCAGAGCCCGCGGCGAACGCUCCGUCGGUGGCGAUCAGAAGAUCUCUUGGCGAACGGCAGAAGGACGACGCAGCCGUAUUUGAAUGUGACGUCACGCAACUUGAUGCCGUCGACCUCUACGUCACCCUUCAGGCCGACGCCGUGGAUAUUUCGGACAAACGCUAUGUCGCACUCUCUAAACUGCCUGGCCCACAUUCCAUCAGUCUGUAUUUCAGCGUGCCAAAGUCGUUCGUGAAGCACGACUCGCGUUUCACCUGUAAAGUGAACCAGGGCUUCUCCGGCAUCUUCCACUCCAAACCCAUUGACAACGUUUUCGCGGAGCCAUCAAUGGAGCUCUUUCUGGCCCCCGGCGAAGAAGAGUCAAAGCCUCAGAGACUCCUUUGCUCCGGAUGGGGCUUUAAUCCUCGGAUCAAAUGGUACACGGGGUCUCAACAAAGAACGCCAUCAACGAACGACAUCAGCAUGAGUGCGGAUGGGCGUGUGGCUGUGGCCAGUCGAGUAGACAUCGAGCAAGAAGAAUGGCAAACCGGCAAAAAAUUCACUUGUGAAGUGUCUGAUAGAUGGCUGAAUAAAAAUGUCACCAAAACCAUCAACGUCUGCUCCGUAAUUCCACCAUCAGCUCAAAAAGUUGCGGUAUAUAUUCAAGGACCGCCGCUCACGGAGUCGCAGCAGAGGGAUCAAGUGACCGUCACUUGUCUUGUGAUCGGCGUGCGUCUGGAUGAUUUCGCCAUCUCCUGGAAAGUAGACGGGAAGAAAUAUUUCCACGAUUCCCAUACGGAGAAGCCAACCAGUCACGACAAUGGCACACAGUCCCUUCGGAGCUUCUUGGAUGUGUUAGCGAGUGACUGGGAUGCAUAUAAACAAGUGUCUUGCGAGGGAAAACACAAAUGUUCCAAUCGGGGAUACGAGGGCCGUGUCAGCAAAAGCAAAGACUCGCAUCCGCCAACAGUGCGCAUCGUACCACCUACCAUCUCUGAGCUGUCAACCUCCAAUAACCUCACGCUGACUUGCCUGGUUUCUGGGUUUUUCCCCGAUAACAAGAUAGCGCACUGGGAGAAAGACGGUCAAAGACUGCCCACGAGUUCAUACACCAACAGCCCUUCAUGGAUCGACAGCAGCGGUAGCGGCACUUUUUCAAUGCUCAGCAGACUCGACGUAUCAAAAAGCGAGGAUCGGGGAGCCAGAUAUUCUUGUUGUGUCAAACAUGAGUCAUCGGAAACACCCGUUCGAAGCACAAUAGAGAAUGUGUUUGCCCCAGUCACUCCCAGCCGACCUUCAGCCGUUUUGCUGCGUGGUUCAGGCGAACUUGUGUGCCUGGUGUUCGGCUUCAGUCCCGCAUCCAUUAACAUCUCCUGGUAUCUUGAUGACGCCAAUGAGCUGUCUUACUUCAACACUAGUCAACCCAGCAGAGGUCCCGAUGGAAAGUUCAGCAUCCAGAGCCGCCUUCGGCUGUCCCAAAUUGACCUGUUACCCGGGGUGGUCCACACCUGUAGAGUAACACACGCAACCCUCACGCUGACCUUGAAUGUAACGAAUCCAGUGAUCUUACCAGAUUGCAAUGUCUUGGAUGACAUUGCUGAUGCAGUUGUCAAUCAAGAUAUCAAUGUGGAAAGCUGGUAUAUGUCUGCCACAUUUCUUGCGCUAUUUCUCAUCUCCAUUGUGUACGGUGUCUUGGCCACCUUGGUAAAGACUAAAUAGCUCUGACAUCAGAACGUGUGCGACUGAAUUCUUCUAACAUGGAUCAUUUGCUGAUUGUCAAACAAUGUGUGAGGUGGCCACCAACUUUGUGGCUUGUCCGUAUAAAAUGAUAUUUCAUACCAACGUAUACCGAAGCAAUCCAAAAAAUAGGAUGACAUCAGAGCAACGUGAUUGGACAUUAAGUAAAUGUCAUGGCAUAAAAAAUAAACUACUAAGACGCAAAAUUUGUUCUUUUGUUGGAUGGUUAGUUUUUCCAAUUAUAAAUAAUCAUCGAAUAGUGACCUAGCGGGAAACACAACAGCAGUGAUUCAAACUGACCACUAGAGGACGCCAAAGCUCGAACUUGAGCAUUGGCGGCUUGAAAGCUUUACGAUCACCUGAGACGCAAAACUGAAAAUAAUGUUUGGCCUUGAUGGUACUACUGCAGAGUAUAAAGAGAAACGUUCACUUGAAUCAAGAGAUGAGUUUUGUCUCUUUUUUCCCCCCAACGCCUGCAUAUUUAUACACAAGUAUGUGCACACUCCCACUAUGUAAACACUGUCUGUGUUUUGUGUAUAUGGUGGGUUUAUGGAAUUUCCAUCAGGGAGGGAUGGCACUCUGCACAUCCAGGAUCACUAUUGGCUAGCUCUGGAAUAAUUUGCUUCUGUCUGUGUAUGAUUGGCUGGGGACCUGAGGGAGCCUGCCCAAAUCGCUGACGCUGUUGCUGGGAUGCGGACACAGCACACUGAUGCCAACCGAAUUGCCAAGGGGCCGGCAAUCGGGAAGCAUGGCAUCAGGCCCAGCAGGCUGCCUGAGACAGGGUCACUUGUCUAUGGCCACUAGAGUGUCCCAUACUCAGAAAAAACCUGAACUUUGAUUGGCCAACUCAAUGCAUGCUGUAGAAUUCUUUUGCAGAUGUGGGGUCAUGAGUAAGAAUAUGUAUUGCAUCAGGGUCAAAAAGUUGUAAACUAUCUUAUUGAUCAUCGAGCAGACUGCUUGGAAAAAAAAACUUUACAAUUGGUGGCAUUAAAAAAGUUCAUUCUU